CGGGUCCCACGAUGCCUGGGGUGAUUUGGCUAUCUCACCUGCUAGUGGUGUUACUCCCGGAGGCUCUGCUAGGGGCUGUCUGGCUGGGGGCCACCAUGCUCUUCUGGUGUCAGGCUCCAGCACGGAGCAGGAUCCCAAGGGCGCAGAAGCGUAGGGAGGAGGCUCUGAGGAGGAUGGCAGCCCUGGCAGAACGUCUCCGGCAGCAAGAGCCAGAGCUGGACCCCAAGCCCAUUCUGGAGCUGCCGCUGGAGAAGCUGGUCCAGAAGCUGCUUGCUGAUGAGCUGAGUUUGGAGAGUGUCCUCUGCAGCUACCUAGAGGAGGCAAUGAAGGUACACCAGGAGGUGAAUUGCCUGACAGAUUUCCUAGAUGAAUGUGAGGAACAGUUGCAGGCAUUGAAGAAACUCAAGAAGAGUGAGCGAGGACUCCUCUAUGGAGUCCCCAUCAGCCUCAAGGACGUCUAUGACUGCAUGGGCCAUGACUCUACGUGUGGCCUGGCCCAGUUCCUGGAGAAGCCGGCAGCCAAGGACGGAGUCAUCGUGAAAGUGUUAAAGGCUCAGGGAGCUAUUCCCUUUGUUAAGACCAACAUCUCCCAGACGCUACUCAGCUUUGAUUGCAGCAACCCCAUCUAUGGACAGACUCUGAACCCUCAGAACUUAAAGAAGACAUCUGGGGGCUCCUCAGGGGGUGAAGGAGCUCUCCUGGCAAAAGGGGGUUCCAUCCUGGGCAUGGGUACUGACACCGGAGGCAGUAUCCGUAUUCCAGCCAGCUUUUGUGGUGUCUGUGGUAUCCGGGUCACAGGAUACCGCCUCAGCAACUCCGGAGUUGCCUCUGCUGUCAAGGGCAGGAAAACAGUGAUCACAGUGACUGGCCCCUUGGCCUGGGACGUGGAGAGCCUGGCACUGUGCCUGCGAGCACUGCUGAGUGAACACAUGCACCGACUGGACCCCACCGUGCCCUUCCUGCCCUUCAGGGAGGAGGUGUACUCCAGUAACCGUCCCCUUCGAAUUGGCUACUAUGAAUCAGAUGGCUUCACCCAGCCAUCACCUAGCAUGGCCAGGGCCGUGAAGCUCACAUCCAGGCUGCUCCGGGAUGCAGGACACCAGGUCAUCCCCUUCUCUGUCCCCCGAACAGAGUAUGCCUUCUUUCACCUGUUCCUAGGGAGUCUGUCUGCUGAUGGAGGGGCCAGCCUUCUGGAGAAACUUAAGGGAGACAUUGUGGACCCCUCCAUGAAGAACACAGUCACCUCUCUCAGGUUGCCAGACUCACUCAAACGUUUCCUGGCCUGGAUCUGGAAGUAUAUCGAGCCCCGGGUUAGCCAGGGUUUAGAAACGAUGUGUGGAGUAGGGACACCCAAGAAACUGUGGGAGCUGCACACAGCAGUGGAGGAAUAUCAGCAAGAAUUCAUAGCCAAGUGGAGGUCCCUGGAUCUGGAUGUGCUGCUGUCUCCAGCACUGGACCCCGCCUUCUUUGUUGGCUAUCCUGCCAAGACACAAGGCGGUGAGAGGAUCUGUGGGGCUUUCGGUGGCUGUGCAGUGCAUCGCUUUGCCAUGGGAAGAGGAACUGUGUCUCCGGUUCAUGAAGGAGGUGGAGACCUUAGUCAAGAACAAGAUGGAACCCAAGUGAUAAGACACUCCUCCUCCUGGAGGUCUUUCUACAUCCUCAUCCAAGUCUGCUCUCAAUGUUCCUUCCUUCUCAUGAAUACCAGAUCCACCUUAUUUCUCCUCCUCCUGGAAGCCCACCAGAAGUUUUCUUUGUUGUCCCUCUGUGUGGCUGCUUAGUACACAGACUUCCCAGAUUAUCCCAGCAUGGGGAGCAGGGUGACGUGUUCAAUAAACAUUUUGACGGGC
This is a messenger RNA of Capra hircus (goat), 1847 nucleotides long. RefSeq names its product vitamin D3 hydroxylase-associated protein. NCBI's taxonomy places the organism in Eukaryota, Metazoa, Chordata, Mammalia, Artiodactyla, Bovidae. Gene Ontology annotation, molecular function: fatty acid amide hydrolase activity; amidase activity. Bases 12 to 1778 code for a protein of 588 amino acids. The transcript has 14 exons. The record is from RefSeq and is a predicted model, not a curated record. Gene Ontology annotation, biological process: fatty acid catabolic process.